This is a messenger RNA of Theobroma umbraticum, 1212 nucleotides long. Lineage: Eukaryota; Viridiplantae; Streptophyta; Magnoliopsida; Malvales; Malvaceae. The record is from RefSeq and is a predicted model, not a curated record.
AUGGAUGUAUUGGAGUUGCCGGAGACAGGCCAAGGUCUCCGAUCUUGGAUUUGUAUUGACGCGUCGGGAAAUUCCCAAGUCCUUGAGAUCGACAAGUUGACCAUAAUACGUCGUUGUGCUAUAUCAACUCGUGAUCUACGGAUUCUUGACCCCCUGUUUGUUUACCCCCCAACCAUCCUUGGUAAAGAGAAGGCUAUCGUUGCUAAUUUGGAGAAGAUACGGUGUAUUAUCACAGCUGACGAGGUCCUGCUCUUGAAUUCCCUUGACAGAAACGUUUUGCAGUAUGUGAUGGAGCUGCAGAAACGACUAAGAAGCACUGGAGUAGCUGAAUUGAACCCAAGACGCAGCGGUGCCAGGAGUUUUAGGAGCACGUCUUCCUAUUGUCCCUUCGAGUUUAGGGCACUUGCAGUUGUUCUGGACGUUGUUUCUGGCUCACUUGAUUCUGAGGCAUCAGAAUUAGAAAUGGAAGCAUAUCCAUUGCUCGACAAGCUCACAUCAGAGGUAAGUACCUUCAACCUGGAACGAGUUCGCGGAUUGAAGAGCCGCCUUGUUGCAUUGACUCUAAGGUAUAAGAUUCGAGAUGAGGUAGAGAAGAUAAUGGAUGACGACGAAGAUAAGGCUGAAAUGUAUCUUACUGAGAAGAAGAGAAAGAUGGAAUCGGCUUCAGUAAUUUCUGAUGAUAUUCAGUCUUCUCUGCUGGGAAUAUUCAGAUCAAAUGAAGGAGCCUCUGAAGCAUCUGAUCCUAUAAUAUUUGCUCCUGUUUCUUCACCCUCAGGCUCCCGUAGGCUGACGAAAAACUCGAGCAGCGUCAGGAGCCGUCGCGAGAGCAUGAUGAUGAGUUCUGAGAACGCUGCGACCAGUGUGGAAGAGUUGGAGUCAUUACUGGAAGCAUACUUUGUUGUCAUUGAUAGCAUUCUUAAUAAGUUGAUGACGUUGAAGCAAUACAUCGAUGACACAGAAAAUUUCCUCAACAUUCAGAUGAAUAAUCUUCGAAAUCGACUGAUCCAGUUUGAGCUGCUACUCACAUCCGCUACGUUUGUUCUUGCUGUAUUUGGGAUAAUAAUUGGAAUAUUUGGCAUUAACUUUCCAGUACCAUUAUUUAAUGAUUCUCAUACAAUUAAGGUGGUCCUCAUCAUUACUAGCGUUUGUGGGAUCAUCUUAUACUGUGCAUUAGUGUGUUUCUACAAGUGGAGAGGGGUUCUGCUGCUAUAA